This is a messenger RNA of Vanessa atalanta (red admiral), 2154 nucleotides long. RefSeq names its product apoptosis-inducing factor 1, mitochondrial-like (gene aif). NCBI's taxonomy places the organism in Eukaryota, Metazoa, Arthropoda, Insecta, Lepidoptera, Nymphalidae. The record is from RefSeq and is a predicted model, not a curated record. The transcript has 16 exons. Gene Ontology annotation, molecular function: NAD(P)H oxidase H2O2-forming activity; FAD binding. Gene Ontology annotation, biological process: apoptotic process; mitochondrial respiratory chain complex assembly. Bases 79 to 2148 code for a protein of 689 amino acids. Gene Ontology annotation, cellular component: mitochondrion; cytoplasm.
AAAAUUAUGUGAAUCAUUUUUUUAAUAGAUCAGUAAAAAUUAAAUUAUAGUAUAAUAUUAUCUUAAAAUUAAAGCAAGAUGUUGAGUUGUCCGUUUAGAUGCUGCAAUCACAUUCGCCGUUUCAAUGCUGUGGUCAGCAACAAUAGCCUUGAAGUCGCAACUUACUUAGGACAAACAAGGAACUAUAACAAAGAUAAAGGGAGUUGUUGUAAAGAUGUAGCUCAAACUGAGGGUAAAUUGGUCGAACAAUGGCCUAAGAGUGAUCCACCACCACCGGCGUGGCGAAAUGAGUGUCCCAGAGACCCACAACCGCCGAACUACGACCCAUACAGGAUCAAAGUUCCAGAUGUCGUUGUUCCGCCCUUGCCGCCCAGUAAUGCGAAGCCCAUGAUAGACUGUGCUCGCACGAAGGGUCCUUGCUCAGUGAAGCCACCACCGGAACCACCCGCAUGUCCACCACCACCACCCAAACCAUUCCCUUGGAUCUACGUCUGGUCUGUUGCUUCAUUCUUUGGUAUUAUGGGGUUGAUUUAUAAGUUGUAUUUAUGGCAAGAAAUGAGAAUUAAACUUGGUGACCAUACUCCUAAGUGGCGCCCUCGACGAAAAAUUAAGGCACCUUUCCACUGCAAGGAUUUACCAGCCUGUGUACAGUAUCUGAUAGUAGGCGCCGGAGCUGCCGGAUGGGCCGCUUACCGCGCGAUCAUGGAGCACGAUAAGACUGCCAAGGUUUUCUUCAUAACUAAAGAAGACUGUCUGCCGUACAUGCAGCCCCCAAUGUCUAAACACAUGUGGUGGAAUCCCGAACCACCUGACAUAAAAACUCUCAAUUAUAUCGAAGAGGGUACGCGACACACGAUGUAUUACGCGGAUUGUGCAUCUUUCAUGGAUCCCAUAAAGUUUUAUCGUAAGAAAAAAGGUCCAGCUGUGUCGAUAGCGAGGGGUUGGUGUGUGCUGAGAGUUGACGCGGAUGAUCACGUCGUCUGGGUGAAAACAAUGUGUGGGGAGCAGCCUAUAUAUUACGAGAGAUGUCUUCUUGCACCUGGCGCAAAAGCAAAUAACCUAUCCAUAUUCAAGUCAGCGUCGAAACAAGUUCGGGACAGAGUCUGCACACUUCGUACUAUCCGAGAUCUGGAGAUUGCCUAUCGGAAGGUGAAAGCAUCGAAGCACGUAGUUAUAAUCGGAGGUGGUUUCUUAGGAUGUGAACUUGCUUGGUACUUGGGGAGGAUGGAUAGAGUGGUGGAACGCCACGAGGAAAAAGAACCACUGAAGAUCGUGCAGAUCAUCAAAGACAAGGGUAUCAUGUCUGGAGUGUUACCGGAGUAUAUCGGCGAAUGGGCGACCGAGAAGAUUAAGUGUGAAGGCGUGACUGUUAUACCGAAAACCCAAGUAUACGAUGCCUUCGAAACUCCCGAUGGACGUCUUGAAUUAACUUUAUCAAAUGGAAAUUCUAUAGUUACAGAUUAUGUUUUCGUAGCGAUUGGCACGGAACCGCGUGUAGAGUUAGCGGAACCAUCUUUCUUAGAAGUGGACCCGGUUAAUGGAGGCUUUCUGGUCAACACCGAGUUGGAGGCCAGGACACACUUAUAUGUGGCAGGUGACGCAGCGAGCUUCUACUCCCAAUGGAAGGACACCAGGCUCCGCUUGUCCCACUUCGGUAACGCUGAGGAGCAAGGCUACGUGGCUGGGGCCAACAUGACUGGCUACUGGGUGCCGUGUAAUAUGGAACCACAUUUUAAAUUACACCUCGGUGAAUCUCUCGAAAUGGAGGCGGUAGGUGAGGUCGGCGCAUGUAUGUCUACUGUGGGCAUAUUCAAGCCGUGUAGUGAAAAUACUAAACCGCAAGCACCAGCUGCUGGGGAUGGAGACAGACCUUGCUACAAACAGUCGGAAGAAUAUCGGAACAGAUAUAAGCGAGGCAUGCUGUUUUAUUUGCGAGACGAAUUGAUAGUGGGUUUGGUGUUUUGGAACAUGCCGCCUGUCGACGAUCGCUAUGGGGUAGCCACAGAGGUUCUUCGAGCUCGUCCUACGUAUAAGGACAUCAACAUGCUGGCAGGACUCUUCGGAUUCCCGGAGACCCAGUGCGACUACCUCAGCGAGGAAGAACUUAAGGAACCAGGGCCUUGUAUUCAAAACCGGAGAUUUGCAUGAAACGAA